AUGUCUAUACCAUCAUCAAAAAAGGAAGUGAAUGAAAAGGGAAGAGUAGAUUUCAUAAGUCAACUACCGGAUGAUAUUUUGUUUUCCAUAAUCUCUUCUCUUUCGAUUGAUGAUGUCGUGAAAACAAGCGUUCUAUCAAAGAGAUGGAUACAUUUGAGAAAUAAUGUUUCUCACUUUGAUUUUGAUUGCACUCACAUGUUCAAAGCCUUACCAAAAUUUUAUAACCGAAUUUCAUAUAAUAAAUUUUUGAAGUCCUUAGCCACCGAAGAACAUGCUAGGAAAUAUAGUGAAAUUGUUAACACUAUAUUGCAUCAACAUAUUGGUGAUUAUUUGAUUAAUUCGGUUUUACCUGCAUUUGAAAGUUGUGAAAAGUUGAAAAUUUUGAAGUUGGAGAAAAUGUCUAUGGUGGAUAGUAUCAUCAAUGGAAUUUUGAAAAAUUGUUUUGGUUUAGAGAAAUUUUGUCUCAUUGAGUCAGAUGGUUUCGAUAGCCUCAAGAUUGAAAACAAAAAUCUUAAAUAUUUGGAGCUUUUGUUGUUGGAUGUUGAAGAGAUAGAUGUUAAUGUUGAGGAGCUUCAUGUUUUGGUGAUUGAUUCUCUAAGGUGCCCUCCAAAGUGUCUUAGAAUUAAUUCUCAUAACCUAUGGAAUUUCUCUUAUACUUGCAAUUUAGAUCCUCUUUCAGAUCCUCAAGAUAUUCUACAAACUCGUGAAAUUUUUGAAAAUUGCAGUAACCUUUUGGUACAUAAACCAACUAAUAUUUUUCGAAAUCUAUCAACCUUGUCGAUUGAUUUGGAUUUGAAUAACAUAAGAGAUAUUUUGGCAUUUUCUUACAUACUACCAAUGUGCUUCCAUCUUAAUACUCUUGAAAUUACAGUACCAGUAGAGGAAUCAUCAGUUUUCACCGAUACUUUUGAUGAUUGUGCUCUACCAUUUCCUAAUUCAAUGUUCUGGGAGAACCGAGAAGUGCCUGAUUUUGUUUGUAUGAAGUUAAAAUUUGUUACAGUAAAAAGAUUUACUGGCAAAGCACUGGAAAUAAGUUUUUUGAAGCAUUUGAUUACAAGAGCUUACAUGAUGAAAAAGUUGCAAGUAAUUUGUGAUUCGACAGUUGUGAACAAAGGAAAAUAUUUAUGGUCACUAAGAAGAGCUUCAACUAAUCUCUCCAUUCUUUUUAAGUCAAAAAUCUAG
Cicer arietinum (chickpea) is the source of this 1182-nucleotide messenger RNA. NCBI's taxonomy places the organism in Eukaryota, Viridiplantae, Streptophyta, Magnoliopsida, Fabales, Fabaceae. The record is from RefSeq and is a predicted model, not a curated record.